AUGAUAAAAGAAAAAGUGAUUUUAAGAAGUGAAGUUUAUCAUGUCUAUUCAUCUGAACAAUAGGAAAGAAUGAAAGUGUAUUUCGACCUGUCAGAAAAGUAUCAAAAAUGUCUGGAACCUUGUUAAAAGUUAGUUGAGGGUGAGGUUUGCAAAUAAAAUUGCGAGAAGGUGUUUGAAGAUUACACGAAAUUACUUUAGCAUCGCUAUGAGGGAGACAAAAAACAAUUAAUUGAUGCGAAAGUUUCUGGAUUACCCACUUUUGAUAGUUUCAAAAGAAAGGACAGGGGCUUCUUUUACAAGGUGUUUGGGUUUAACUUCAGCGAAUUUUGGGAACCUGAUCAAAGACAAAUCAAGUAAAUCUGA
This is a messenger RNA of Paramecium tetraurelia, 363 nucleotides long. RefSeq lists its product as uncharacterized. The record is from RefSeq and is a predicted model, not a curated record. The transcript has 3 exons. NCBI's taxonomy places the organism in Eukaryota, Ciliophora, Oligohymenophorea, Peniculida, Parameciidae.